Molecule: messenger RNA, 3588 nt
Organism: Rhododendron vialii
Lineage: Eukaryota; Viridiplantae; Streptophyta; Magnoliopsida; Ericales; Ericaceae
Product: pentatricopeptide repeat-containing protein At3g22150, chloroplastic
Exons: 1
Coding region: 185-2755 (856 amino acids)
Biological process (GO): RNA modification
Molecular function (GO): protein binding; RNA binding
Source: RefSeq, a predicted model, not a curated record
CAAAAAAGUUCAAGCUCGAGCCGAGCCUGGACAAUGUAAGAAGAGUUCGAGCCAAGCUUGAUCAAUACUGCGUUGGGCUGCUUAGGUGCCCCCACAACCAAAUAUCUGGUCAGUGAAGUAUUACCACAGAGAGUAACCCAAUCCAAAUAAUCCAAUCCAUACAUAUCUCCAUUCCUCCCCUCCUAUGUCGUCCUCUGCUCUACCUCUGCCACUCUCAUCCUCCUCCUCCUCCAUAACCCACACUACUAGUAAUCACAGCCACCACCAUGGUUACUCAUCCUCCUCCUCAUCAAACCUCUCAUUUCAAAGACAAACCCAAACACCACAUACCAAACAAUUAUCCUCACACAAACCGUAUUCUUCCCCAUCCGACCCACCAACCCACCAACCCAGAAAAACCAUCCGGUACCGUCUCAGCCAGCUCUGCCACCAGGGCCAACCCCACCUCGCCCGCCAACUGUUCGACGCAAUUCCCCAACCGAAAACCGUGCUCUGGAACACAAUCAUCAUUGGGUUUAUUUGCAAUGGCAUGCCAGAUGAAGCCCUGAGGUUCUACUCCCGAAUGGUGUCAACUCCAAGUAAUGCCUUUUGUGAUUUCUACACUUACUCUGCAGUCCUCAAGGCUUGUGCUGAUGCUCGGCAACUUAGCAUUGGUAAAGCUGUUCACUGCCAUGUUUUGCGUUCUCGUUUAGAGAGCCGUAGUAGGAUUGUAUAUAAUUCUCUGUUGAACAUGUACUGUACUUGUUUGAGCUCAGCCAAUGACGAAAAGGGUUAUGUUGAUGAUUUGGUGUGUCGAGUGUUUGGUUCUAUGCGUAGACGAGAUGUGAUUGCUUGGAAUACUAUGAUUUCUUGGUACGUAAAAACAGAGAGAUUUGAAGAGGCAUUUAGGAAUUUUUGGAUGAUGAUGAAAAUUGGAAUAAAAGUGACUGUUGUGAGUUUUGUCAAUGUUUUUCCGGCCGUUUCGAGGAUGGGGAGCGUUAGGAGAGCAGAUUUGCUCUACGGUUUCCUUCUUAAAUUGGGAAGCAAGUAUGCUAAUGAUCCGUUUGCGUUGAGUUCGGUAAUUUUCAUGUAUGCUGACCUUGGUUGCCUUGAUCUUGCUAGGAAUGUUUUUGACCAGAGUUUGGAGAGAAAUACAGAGGUUUGGAACACCAUGAUUGGUGGAUAUGUUCAGAAAAAUAAUCCAGUUGAAGCAAUUAAUCUUUUCCUUAAAGCUUUGGCGUCAGAACAAACUAUUCUUGAUGAAGUUACUUUUCUCUCAGCAUUAACUGCAGCUUCACAGUUGCAGCGGUUGGACUUUGCUCAACAGCUUCAUGCAUAUUUAAUGAAGAAUUCAGCGGUAUCACAUAUCAUGAUACUGAACGCAUUGAUUGCCUUGUAUUCAAGGUGCAAUUUGGUUGAUAUAUCCUUUCAAAUUUUCAGUAGAAUGUGCAAAAGAGAUGCUGUUUCUUGGAAUACCAUGGUUUCUGCUUUUGUGCAGAAUGGGUUGGACGAUGAGGGGUUGAUGCUUGUGCACGAGAUGCAACAGCAAGGGUUCACGAUUGAUUCUGUAGCUGUAACUGCUCAACUUUCAGCAGCAUCAAAUCUCAGGAACCUGGAAAUUGGGAAGCAAACCCAUGCUUAUAUUCUCAGGCAUGCCAUUGAAUUUGAAGGAAUGGAAAGUUAUUUGAUAGAUAUGUAUGCUAAAUCAGGUCUGAUUAAAUCUGCACAAGGAUUGUUUGAAAUGUGCUCCACAUAUGGUAAAGAUCAAGCUACAUGGAAUGCUAUGAUUGCUGGGAAUACCCAGAAUGGACAAAUUGAGCAGGCUUUCACCACCUUUAGGCAGAUGUUCGAGCAAAAUAUAGUACCUAAUGCAGUAACCAUAGCAUCGAUUCUUCCUGCCUGCCAGUCAGUGGGAAUUGUGUCUCUAGGCAAGCAACUCCAUGGCUUUGCCAUUCGCAACUGUUUGGACCAUAAUGUCUUUGUGGGCUCUGCUCUCAUAGACAUGUACUCAAAAUCAGGUGCAAUCAUUUAUGCUGAAAAUGUGUUUUUCAUAUCCCCUGAAAAGAAUUCUGUUACAUACACCAGCAUGAUAUUGGGGUACGGUCAACAUGGUUUUGGCGAGAAAGCUCUUUCACUAUUCUACUCUAUGAAGGAAUCUGAUGUUAGACCUGAUGGUGUUACCUUAGUAGCUAUCUUGUCAGCUUGCAGUUAUUCUGGGUGUGUUGAUGAAGGCCUUCAAAUAUUUGAGUCAAUGGAGAGAGAAUAUGGAAUUCGACCUUCAUGUGAGCACCAUUGUUGCAUCACAGACAUGUUAGGGAGAGUUGGGAGGGUGGUGGAAGCUUAUGAGUUUGUCAAAGAAUUGGGUGAAGAAGGUAAUAACUUCAGAAUUUUAGGAUCCCUUCUCGCGGCUUGCAGAAAUCAUGGAGAGUUUGAAUUAGGAAAAAAUGUUGCAAAUAAGUUGCUUCAAAUGGAGAGGGGAAAGGGCUUGUCAGGUUAUCAUGUUUUGCUGUCAAAUAUAUAUGCCGAGGAAGGGAACUGGGAGUACGUCAACAGAAUCAGAAAAGGCAUGCGGGAAAAGGGUUUGACAAAGGAUGUUGGCUGCAGUUGGGUUGAUGUGGCUGGUCGUGUUAACUCUUUUGUGUCUAGAGAUCAAAAGCACCCUCGGUGUGAUGAAAUAUAUGAAACAUUAGAACAAUUAGCCUUAAAGAUGAAAGACGCGGGUUAUAGGCCUGGCCUUGGUUCAGAAAUAGGCACGAUACCUGAGUUUGUGGAAUGAAUAACCUUACACUCUAGAUUGAAGGCAUGUACUUUGUAGUAAUCCAAUCCACAAGCCGUGGAAUAGAGCCUUUGCUGAGUAAGUAGUGGCAGAUUUCAUGUGAGGUCUUUUAGGGGACUCCGUUAGGAAGUAGGGAGAAUGGCUUCCCAUGGGAAGGUAUCUGGAAGGUGGGGUCCCGUCACAUGCUGCAUUCUAUUUUUGGACUUCUUAUGGAAGACGAUCUGAUUACAAGAAGGAGGGUUGUCAACUGGUGUUGCAUGUGUCAGGGAGGGAGGGAGGGGCGGGAGGAGAUCAGUCUUGCACUCUGUCGUGCAUUGUGAGUUGUCAAGGGAUCUUUGUUCUGAUUCUUGCUUGUUUUGGGGUGAGUUCGGUGUUACAGGAGAAUAUGGGCAGGUGUUUUAUUUGGAAGAGUAGAUUAGGCUAGAAGAAAGGCUUGGCUCCUCUCACCUCCUCAGUGGAAAGUAACGCGACAGAGGGACUUUUGCAGGGAUAGAAUUGUCGGUGCGCAGAUUGAGAAGUUAUUUUUUUGGUAAUGCUGUAUAGUCUGGCUUCUGUAGAGUAUCCUCGUCCUUCUAUUUUAUUGUUUGUGUAGAGGGCAAGAGGGUAAUUCCUGUUAACCCUCUCAACUAAGCAAUUGUUGAUUAGUGCGAGGCAAGUGAACCCUUUUAACACUCAUUUGUCCGUAAAGUAUCCUCGUCCUUUGGCUUUACCGAUUUUUUUGCUCUGUUGUACUUUUUUGGGAUGUUAUUAGGGUUUAUUGUCCUUUCUCUUGUAUUGUCUAUUGGUCUUCAGAUAUCUUCCGAAGUACUAGUAGUAACAUGAAAAAGGGCUUG